UCUCUCUCUCUCUCUCUCUCUCUCUCUCUCAUUUCUCCCCACUAAGAGACAACAAGAGGAAAAACCCUAGAAAUUAAAACCAAAACCAAGGAGAUAGAAGAAGUGGAAGACCAGACCCUCUUCUCCAGCCUCAUCACCAACACCAGCCAUGGACUUGGUUUCUUCAGCUCCAGCCACCAAUCCCAGCAUCGCCUCUACCUUAGCCAUUGGUACAGGGACACAGGGUACUAACGGUACUGUUCCUCCUAGCCGGUAUGAGAACCAGAAGAGGAGAGACUGGAACACCUUCUGCCAGUACCUCCGGAACCACCGCCCUCCUUUGACCCUCCCCAUGUGUAGCGGCGCUCACGUGCUGGAGUUCCUCCGCUACUUGGAUCAGUUCGGCAAGACCAAGAUCCACAACCACAACUGCCCUUACUUUGGGGUCCCAAACCCACCAGCGCCUUGCCCCUGCCCGCUUCGGCAAGCAUGGGGCAGCUUGGAUGCCCUCAUUGGGCGCCUCCGGGCAGCCUAUGAGGAGCAUGGAGGCCGGCCUGAGGCUAACCCUUUUGGGGCAAGAGCAGUGAGGCUGUACCUCCGCGAGGUUCGUGAUUUCCAGUCAAAGGCCAGAGGAGUGAGCUAUGACAAGAAGAGGAAGAGGCCCAAGCCAAAGCCAACACCAACACCAACAACUAGUACUACUAGUGGUACUAGUACCAGCUCCUCUGCAACUCUACCAUAAAUGGGUAUAUUUCUCCUUGAUCUCUAUUUCCUUUUGUGGAAACGGUUGUUAUGAUUGAUAAUUUUGUUCCUGAUGUUCUUGAAAAUCCUAGGUUUUUGGGGAUUGAGGGCUUGACUUGGCCCUAAUUAGGAUCUGGGGGGUAACUCUGAAUUUACUAUUUCAAUUUCUAGCAAGUAGUUGGUAGUAGUACCUAGGAAAGGUUAAUUAGCUAGUAUAAGCUGAAUUUGAUAUGAUGAUGAAUGUACCGGAAGCUCGAUUAAUAUCAGAUAUUUUAAUUAAUUAGUGGUUUCUAGUUUAUUUGCCUAAUUUCUAUGUUAAAUGUUGAAUCAAUCACCUUCCCUCCAUACACUCAUAUAUGCAUCUGGUUAACAAGUCACUAUCAGAGAUUAAUUGAUGAUUAUGUACGAGUGUAUGACAUGAUUUGCUGAUAUUAAUCCAAUCCAUCACUGAACAUAGAAUUAGAAAGAGCAUUAUUCAAUAAAAUGUUCAUUCCAAUUUGUAUUCCCCAUUGGGGAAAAGUAAAUUAUGAGGAUCAUAUUCAUGUAUGACAGAUAAUUAGAGAAUUGGAAAGCUCAUGGAGAUUCUAUAUAGUCAAAUCUGGUUAGGUAUCAAUUUCAACAUAAUCUUAUUAGAUCUAUAAUUAGGCAAAAAGACAAACCUUAGAUAGUUAGAUUAUCUUGCUGUUAUUGAUUCUGGCUUGAAGACAAGUACUUAAUUAAAUAGACAAACUGUUCCAUCAAGGAAAUAAAAGAUUGAAAUUGUGGAGAUUUUGAGACUUUAUAUCUAAUCCACCUUUUCAAAGUAAAUCUUGUAUGGAUGGUAUUGGACAGCCCUUUUUGGACUAUAUCUGAUUGAAUGUUUCCCUUCAAGGAUUUAUGAUUAGAUUAUUUCAAGGUUCAAAACCAGAAGUGGAAAAAAACCAGAAGUGGAAAGUUUUGCAUGUUAUUUUCUGUGUGCUUGUGUAUAUUCUAAGUUAAACUACCUCUAAAUUAUUUGUGCUACUGUGCUAGAGAUUCUCUU
Fragaria vesca subsp. vesca is the source of this 1741-nucleotide messenger RNA. RefSeq lists its product as uncharacterized. Gene Ontology annotation, biological process: response to light stimulus; mRNA transcription. Lineage: Eukaryota; Viridiplantae; Streptophyta; Magnoliopsida; Rosales; Rosaceae. The record is from RefSeq and is a predicted model, not a curated record. The coding region runs from base 149 to 721 and encodes 190 amino acids. Gene Ontology annotation, cellular component: nucleus. The transcript has a single exon.